Molecule: messenger RNA, 390 nt
Organism: Echinostoma caproni
Lineage: Eukaryota; Metazoa; Platyhelminthes; Trematoda; Plagiorchiida; Echinostomatidae
Source: the annotation of a GenBank genome assembly
AUGUCUGUCGUGGGAACCCUUAGUGCGGACACGAGUCGUUUUGUCGAUCGUGUUCUAGUUUCGCGCAAAUCAAACAGCGGCAAAUCUUCAAUGACCAACAAUCACAACAAUGGCUCUGUUGGUGUUGCUACCUCUUCCACUGCAUCGUCCUACACGACAACCAGUUCGUCCCCACCGCAAACUGGUAACAGUGCCACAUCGUUACACGUGAGCAGUCAUACGUUGGACAAGGUGAAAGUGGCCAAAAUCACUUUGGAACAUUAUUAUCAUAACUUGGUACAACAAUAUAGAGAGCGACAGAAUAGGUAUAAGAUCCUGGAGUCGAUGAUGGAAAGUGAAGGCCUCACGGAAGAACAGAUAACUAUUGAGCAAAUUGUCACGUAUCAUUAA